GAUUGAGAGCGCGCCGGCCUGGACCGCGAACUCGCCAAUUGCGUAGGGCGUCAGCCACCGCCCAAUCCGGAGCAGACAGGUGCGAGCCCCGAAAGGCGGAGGCCAAUCAGCAGCGGUUGCGGCCUGUUGGGGCCGGUCUCGGCCAAUGAGGAGGCUCGAGUGACAUCUUCGCGCACCAAUAGGGAGUGAGAGAGCGUUCGCGCCCGCCUACCCUUCCGGCCUGAGCUCUAUUUACCAGGGGCGUGCGGCCGGUUUACCAAUCAGAGCGCGGCUGAGCGGCCAAGCAGCCAACCCCGGAGGAGCGGCCGGCCGGCGUCCGCCGCACCCAAGAGUUGGGGAUGUCCUACAAACCCAUCGCCCCCGCCCCCAGCAGUACCCCCGGCUCCAGCACCCCUGGGCCCGGCACCCCGGUCCCUACAGCCGGAAGUGUCCCAUCGCCAUCGGGCUCGGUGCCGGGAGCCGCUGCCCCUUUCAGACCCCUGUUUAACGACUUCGGACCGCCCUCCAUGGGUUAUGUGCAGGCAAUGAAGCCACCGGGCGCCCAGGGCUCCCAGAGCACCUACACGGACCUGCUGUCGGUCAUAGAGGAGAUGGGCAAAGAGAUCCGGCCAACCUAUGCUGGUAGCAAGAGCGCCAUGGAGCGUCUGAAGAGAGGCAUCAUCCAUGCCCGGGCCCUAGUCAGAGAGUGCCUGGCAGAGACAGAGCGGAACGCCCGCACGUAACAGGACGCAACUCCGCCUCCGAAUCUGGACCUUUCCCGGCCACUGCAGAGCACCUGCUUCUCCCUGGCCUUCACCCCGAGUUGCACUUCCCAGCCUGGGCUUCCUGUCCUGUGUCCCGUGGUGGGUGCCCUCCAGGAACCAGGGGGCGGCUCUCACUCCAGUCGACAGCACUAACUGGGACUCUUUCAAGAGUUAGCAGCGAGGUCACUGUGAGUCCCACCCAUGACCUGCCAACAGUGUUGAUCCAACUGGAGCGUUCUCCUGUCUGUGGCCCCCACCACUCAGCACUUACCCAGGACUUUUCACCACUUUUCCCAGACUCCUCCCCUAGCAGGGCCUCCGAAGGCCUGUCACCUCCCUGCCUCGUCUCCUGGGCCAUAGCGACUCUUUUUUCAGUGUCUUUUGCUAAUUAUGCCCUUUUUGUAUAAAUAAAAGAUAAUUUGGAGUUGUUCUCUCA
Messenger RNA from Panthera uncia (snow leopard), 1179 nucleotides. It is a transcript of the gene CDK2AP2, whose product is annotated as cyclin dependent kinase 2 associated protein 2. Gene Ontology annotation, cellular component: cytoplasm; nucleus; microtubule. The record is from RefSeq and is a predicted model, not a curated record. The transcript has 4 exons. The coding region runs from base 339 to 722 and encodes 127 amino acids. Gene Ontology annotation, biological process: negative regulation of G1/S transition of mitotic cell cycle; regulation of microtubule cytoskeleton organization. Lineage: Eukaryota; Metazoa; Chordata; Mammalia; Carnivora; Felidae.